Brassica rapa (field mustard) is the source of this 948-nucleotide messenger RNA. RefSeq lists its product as uncharacterized. Lineage: Eukaryota; Viridiplantae; Streptophyta; Magnoliopsida; Brassicales; Brassicaceae. The record is from RefSeq and is a predicted model, not a curated record.
AUGCUCGAGCUGAAAGAUAACCUCAACCAGCUUGGUGUCUCUGAUCUUAGAUUCCAAGGCUGUGCUAACACAUGGACAAACAAGAACCCUUCAGCCCCUGUUACUAAAAAACUAGACCGGGCUUUGAUAAACAGUGUGUGGCUGGAAUCCUUCCCUAACAGUGUGGCUUCUUUCCUCGCCCAUGAGUUCUCUGAUCAUUCUCCCUGUCUUAUAGACCUAGCCUGUCCCCUUCCCCAAGCUGGUACCAAGCCUUUCAAAUUCCAAAACUUCCUACCCCAACACCCAUCCUUUUUGCAAGUGGUUGAGACUGCCUGGUUUCAGAGUGGAAGCGUAGCGACUGAUCUUUCGACCCUGGGUUUUAAAAUAAAAGGAUUAAAGAGAGUGAUGAAAACACUUGCGAGAGACAAAUUUUCAGAUAUCCAAAAGAGAGUUAUUUCUACUAACAGUUUGUUAAAAGAUGUGCAGGUUCAAUGUCUAAAUCAACCGAAUGAAGGAAACUUCCAAGCAGAAAAGGAUCUGAUUACUCACUGGACCUUUUUGCGAGGGGUAGAGGAAGCGUUCUUCAAGCAGAAGUCGAGGAUCAACUGGCUGCGACUUGGAGACCAAAACACUUUGUUCUUCAUGAGAGUGGCUGCAGCAAGGAACUCCUACAACCCGAUCCGCUCUCUUCAGCUUCCAUGUGGCCUACUUGUCACGGACUCGAUUGAACUUUGUGAGAUUGCACUUGCACACUUUCAGAGCAUUCUCUCCCCUGUUCAUCUCCCUCCUCUAUCAUCCCCCUUUCAUUGGUUCCUAGAGUUGCUGCCUUUCAGGUGCUCCCCCGUUCAACAGACCAUACUAUCUUCUCUCCCUGAUACUACAGAAAUUGCAAAGACAAUCCUCAAGCUAAACCCUAACAAGUCACCGGGACCAGAUGGUUUUACCUCUGCGUUCUUCAAAUCCUCUUAG